Molecule: messenger RNA, 2717 nt
Organism: Klebsormidium nitens
Lineage: Eukaryota; Viridiplantae; Streptophyta; Klebsormidiophyceae; Klebsormidiales; Klebsormidiaceae
Source: the annotation of a GenBank genome assembly
AGGGGGAGGACGAGGGUGUCAUCAGGUUGAUGAGAACUGUGCCCUUUGAGCUGAUCCAGGCAGUUCAGCUCCCGGGGCAGUCGUUGGUGUUCGGUGGGCCGGUGCCAAUGAUCUUCCUGAUGACGACGCAGGGACCGGGUUCGGGAUUGGACAUGUCGAGGAGGCUGUCGGUAGGGGGGGAUUUGGAGAACAACAUGGUGUACUUCGACGGAUGUCACCUGGUGGUGAAGUGGCUGAGGUAUACGGCGACGGUGUACGACCACCAUAAUGGGAAGCUACAAGAGGCGUGGGUGGGUUUCAUCCAGUCGGAGUCGUAUGAGGCGGUGUCGCAGUUGUUCGCGACGUGGAAGGCGAUAGGGUUGCGGGGGUACGAUGGGUCGAAGGGGGGGGAGCCGGUGGAGCAGCACGUGGUGUCCCCGUCGGACACGAUGAUGGACAAUGCGGAGGGGCCGAACCGUGCGAUGAAGGAGCAGUUCGCGGACCAGAGGAAGAUUGGUCGAGCAGUCGAGCACACGUGUUCGCUGCACUUUCACGAAUGCAGGAGGAAGCACGAGCAGAAGUAUCUACCGGUGGAGUGGUGGGGGGCUCACAGGGACAUAGCAGAGGUACUUUUGGGAGCAAAGAACGCGGAUGAAGUGGAGGCAAUUGCGUCGGAAAUGAUGGAGUUCUACAAGAUGAGGUGCAAGACGGAGGGGGACGCACACAGGAUGGAGGGUUGGCUUCAAUACUGGUUGCAAAGGGCAGCGAAGCUCGUCGGCUACAGGGAGGAGGAGUGCCUGUUCGACCCGCCCACCAGGGAAGGGUUCGCGACGAGAAGCAACCUCGCAGAGCCAGGGCACGCGUCUCACCUCGUGGCGCUGGGGGGGAAGAAGAAGCAGAUGGACCUCGCAGCGGCGGUCCUCAUGUCGGGAGCGGCUAUGCUGCUUCAGAUGUCAGACGCACGCGCGAGGAAGGAGGGCCUUAUCGGGAGGGCCGGGGGACCAACGCUGGAGGACAACCAGAGAAGGAAUGAAGGGUGGAGAGAGAGGGUGCAGGAGAUGGGAAAGAGACUGGAGGAGGGUUGGAGUGUGCGAGAAGCGCAAAAACAAUUCGAGGAAAGGGUGGAAGAGGCGGGGUACGUGGCGGAGCCCAUGGGGACAGACAGGAUUCUGUCAAUGACGGUCAAGCGAAAGGCGGGGGAUGUAGGGAAGGGAAAGGGAAAGCUGCAAGAGGACUUGGAGGAAACGCAUCGAGCUGACAAGUUGAGGAGAGAAACGUGGUUGAAGAAGGGACAAAGCUCGAGAGGGGGAGAGGAAGAUGUGGGGGGGUCAGGAUUGGCUACAGUUCUUCGAGCGGACGUAGCGAGCGCCGUAGGGGGGUUGACGGUAGAGGAAAUGCGCUGGCAAGCGGAGGGGCUACAGUGGUACGGAAAGACCAGGGAAACGAAUGAGGCGGACGAGGCGAUGGCGAAAAAACUCAUGGAAGAAUUGUUAGAGGGGGAAAGGUUGGAGAAAGAGGGAAGGAUUGGAGGAGGAGAAGAGAUGGGCCCAGAUGAGCUUGAGGAGAGGAGCGCGGACGAGAUGGACCAGGGUGGAUUGCAUAGAGGAGAAACGCCGGUACGAAAGAAUGGUGGUGCAAGGGAGACACUGUUCGAAGCGGAGGCGCUGUUCAUGGCAUCCAACGCGCCAGAGCGUUUGAGACCGGACGCAAAGAAGUAUGAAACGGAGUGGGGGUUGGCGAGGUUGAAGGGAGACGACAUGGGGUCCUGCUGCGGAGUGUACGUGGAUGAUGGUUGCGGGUACAGAUGCCCGGAGCUGUUGAAUAAGGGGGUGGAGCCGGGAGGUGUGGGAAGGCUAGUGCUGAUGAAGGUGGGGCCGAGGCUAGCGGGCUGUCGCACGGCGGGAGGACAAGAGGAGAAGAUUGGUUAUCCGGCGAGGAUCAAGAAGUGCGCGAGGCGUCGCUGCUGGGGGUUGUGCUACACCGUUUCGAGCACGGUGGCACUGCCGGAUCCGGAUACCCACGUGUUCCCCCUGUUUGAGGGAACGGAGGUGACGGAGGAGGAACGCGUAGCACUAGCGCACGAGGGGAUCGUGUUUUUGGCGGCGCUCCCUCGAGUGAAGGAUCCGGGGUCUAUGUUCCCUCCGAAGCUCCAAGUGUCGCCGUUCUCGCAAAGCGGAGGGCCCCAGGUGUACAGGUGGUUGGGUGCGGCGCCGGCGUCCGGGAAUGGUCCUGCGGACAGGAAAAGUCAAGGCCGAGCGCGCGAGCAACAGAGGCAGGCGAAGAAAGAGAGGGAGGCGCUGGAGCACCGGGGGGCUUUUCUGGUGAAGGGGAAGAAGGUGCGAAACAGGACCGAGAUGACAAAGCAGAUGAGAGAGAGCAGUGUGAAGGGGCAGAUGUACAAAGGGAAGGUGGUGUCGGUGAAGCUGGAGGUGGACGCGACGACGGGUCUAACCGAGCGGACGUUUACGAUCGCUACGGAGGGGUUGGCAGGGUCGGAUACGGGCAUGACGUACGCUGUGCACAUCGGCAAGUUGUGCACCUGCACGUGCCCUGCGUACCGAGACAUGAUGGCGGACACUAGGACGGGUUUCACCUGGUGCAAGCACAUUUACGCGGUUAUGAUCAAGGUAUUAGGGUAUCCCGUCAAUUCGCCUUUGUUGAAAGUAGUGGCUUUCAGCGAACGAGAGAGGCGAGAGGUAGACAGUAAGCAGGCGGACCUAAAGAGGUUGGAAGGGUAG